Molecule: messenger RNA, 657 nt
Organism: Stegodyphus dumicola
Lineage: Eukaryota; Metazoa; Arthropoda; Arachnida; Araneae; Eresidae
Gene: mRpS17
Product: mitochondrial ribosomal protein S17
Biological process (GO): mitochondrial translation
Cellular component (GO): mitochondrial small ribosomal subunit
Molecular function (GO): structural constituent of ribosome
Source: RefSeq, a predicted model, not a curated record
CGGUAAAUGCAAAGCAAAGCAAGCAAAUUUAAUUAUUUGACGGUCUAAUCUAAAUAUUGUAUUCGGAUGAUUUGAAUUUACUUCAAUUAUUAGUGUGUCAAUCGGAAUUAUUAGUGUGUGAGAAUGCAGUCUGUUAAAAGAGGUGCCCUUUUGUUUGGAAGGGUAAUAAGAUCUGAUCUCCCCCAGGCUGUGAGUGUACGAGUGGGCAAGUAUGUUAUGGAUGAAAGACUAACUAUGUAUUUUAAGGAAAAUUUCCAAUAUUAUGCCUAUGGUGCAUCUAAAGAAUGCAAGGAAGGUGACUAUGUAUUAAUACGGGAACUAGCAGAAUCUGAUGAUAAAAAUAUAACACAUGCAGUGGAGAGUGUGGUAUACAAAUUAGGCUACUUUUAUGACCCUGUUACCGGGAAAAGAAAUGCUGGGACUGAAUACAUAGAUGAUAUUAAGAGAACUUCUGAACUUUUUGGUAUGAAGCCUCCAUACCUGAAUUCUUCAUGAAUUGAAAAACAUUAUUAAUUUAUCUGAGGUGUAAGAAGUAAUAAUAAGUACAUUAGUCUUGCAUUGUGAAAGACUGAAAUGUAUAGCAUAAGCAUUGUGUAUAGUUAAUUAUUAAAUCAAAUGACAAAUGUUAUAUCUGAAAUAAAAUUUUUAAAAACUGGA